Eruca vesicaria subsp. sativa (arugula) is the source of this 1390-nucleotide messenger RNA. NCBI's taxonomy places the organism in Eukaryota, Viridiplantae, Streptophyta, Magnoliopsida, Brassicales, Brassicaceae. The record is from the annotation of a GenBank genome assembly.
AGAGAGAGACAAAGCAGAGAGUUUAGAGAGAGAGAGACCCACCAGUCCCAUUUUACCGUGUAGAGAGAGAGAGCGAAGUGGAAGGUAAAGCUCACGUUUUGCUUGCUUCUCAGCCGCACUUCUUCCUCCUCCCAUGUACAGUGAGAUUUGACGACCGUUAGGGUUCUCAUCGGUUUCUUCGAUCGGCCGGCAAAGUUCGUGACUUUUCAAGGAUCUGUGUCUUCUUAUGAGCUUCGGGUUUUGAUGGAUCUAUCUUCUCAACGGCAAUCCCCAAAUGGGUCCAGAGGCUUUCGCCUUCAAGCCCCAUUGGUGGACUCUGUAUCUUGCUACUGCAGAGUAGAUUCAGGUCUCAAGACCGUUGCAGAAGCAAGAAAGUUCGUUCCUGGCUCAAAGCUCUGUAUCCAGCCUGACAUCAACCCCAAUGCUCAUCGUCGCAGCAAGAACCCUAAGCGAGAGAGGACAAGAAUCCAACCUCCGCUUCUCCCUGGCCUCCCUGACGACCUAGCCGUCGCUUGUCUCAUCCGUGUCCCUCGUGCAGACCAUAGGAAACUCAGGCUCGUCUGUAAGAGAUGGUACAGGCUUGCCUCUGGUAACUUUUUCUACUCUCAGAGGAAGUUACUUAAGAUGUCUGAAGAAUGGGUUUAUGUUUUUAAGAGAGAUCGUGAUGGGAAGAUCUCUUGGAACACGUUUGAUCCUGUCUCUCAGUAUCCUCAGCCUCUUCCACCUGUUCCUAGAGAGUAUUCAGAAGCUGUUGGGUUUGGUUGCGCUGUUUUGAGUGGAUGUCAUCUUUAUUUGUUUGGAGGUAAGGAUCCGUUGAGAGGAUCAAUGAGGAGGGUUGUUUUCUAUAACGCCAGGACUAAUAAGUGGCAUAGAGCACCAGACAUGCUUAGGAAGAGACAUUUCUUUGGUUCCUGUGUUAUAAACAAUUGCUUGUAUGUAGCUGGUGGGGAGUGUGAAGGGAUUCAGAGGACACUACGCUCAGCUGAGGUUUAUGAUCCGAACAAGAACAGGUGGAGUUUUGUCGCUGACAUGAGCACGGCAAUGGUGCCUCUUAUCGGUGUGGUUUAUGACAAGAAGUGGUUUCUCAAGGGUCUUGGGUCUCACCAACAGGUCAUGAGUGAGGCUUAUGACCCUGAGAGUAACUCAUGGAGCCCUGUCAGUGAUGGAAUGGUUACUGGUUGGCGAAACCCGUGUACUUCUCUGAACGGUCGGCUCUAUGGAUUGGAUUGUAGAGACGGGUGUAAGCUCAGGGUGUUUGAUGAAACUACUGAUUCAUGGAACAAGUUUAUGGAUAGUAAAGUGCACUUGGGGAACUCGAAUGCUCUUGAAGCUGCGGCUCUUGUUACGUUGAACAAUAAGCUUUGUAUUAUCCGGAACAACAUGAGCAUGA